Molecule: messenger RNA, 2940 nt
Organism: Haemorhous mexicanus (house finch)
Lineage: Eukaryota; Metazoa; Chordata; Aves; Passeriformes; Fringillidae
Gene: RBM43
Product: RNA binding motif protein 43
Exons: 4
Coding region: 1149-2060 (303 amino acids)
Source: RefSeq, a predicted model, not a curated record
UGCCAGAGGGCAGGGAUGGGUGGGAGAUUGGGAACUGGGAAUUCCUGGCUGGGCUGGAAUUCCCAGAGCAGCUGGGGCUGCCCCUGGAUCCCUGGCAGUGCCUAAGGCCAGGCUGGACGGGGCUUGGAGCAGCCUGGGACAGUGGGAGGUGUCUUUGCCCAUGGCAGGGCUGGAUUGGGAUGAGCUUUAAGGUCCCUCUCAACCCAAAGCACUCCGGGAUUUGCCAGGAAUCCCCAGCAGGACCCGUUGGCAGCAGAGCUGCUGCCCCAUCCCUCCCGGCCCGUUCCCGGCCCGUUCCCGGCCCGUUCCCGGCCCGUUCCCGGCCCGUUCCCGGCCCGUUCCCGGCCCGUUCCCGGCCCGUUCCCGGCCCGUUCCCGGCCCGUUCCCGGCCCCUCCCUCAGCGCCCAUCCCCGCCUGGCAGCAGCUGCUCGGCACAGACGCGUCUCGGGAGUGAUUCAGCACAAACCGUGUGUUCUUGGGUUGUUUUUUUCCCCCUAACCCCGCUCGCAGGCCCGAGUGUUGCUCCCAAACACCAGCUGGGAAGGUGUGAGGGCUGUCUGGCAGCCGAGCCGAGCUCCGGCUGUGCCAGGCGUGAGAAAAUCCCCGUUUGCAUUCCCUCCGUGCCGCCUCGGCGCAGCCGGGACCGCCUCUCCCCCGGGCCUCACCGCCGGCAUCGUUCCCUGCCGGCAUUAAUGAAAAGCUCCUGGCUCUCGGAGUGUGGUGGAGCCUCUCGCCGGGUUUGUCCCCAGAGCCGCGGUGCUCCCCAGGACUGUGGGCAGGCAUCCCUCCCGCAGCAGCUGGGAUCGUGCUUUAGGCAGCGCAGGCCCAGGAAAAUACCUUAGGAGAAGUUUAAAACUUAAGAGAAGCUUAAAGAAUUCAGAUGGCGUGACUGGCCUCAAGUGCAGUUACUGACAGCUCGUUCCCACAAACCGAAUUUAUCUCCUUCCUUCUGAAAAGUCGGUGAACUGUUCAAUGUAGUCAGUGCUCCGCAAUUUGCAGUGAUACUGAAUUUCAGAAUCAGAGGAAGCCACGUUACCAGUGGGACCUUCCAGGCUGGCAGAGGCACGAGGACAGUUGUCAUCGCUGGGGUCCCCGCUGGCCUCCUGCAGGAUGAGCUCCUGGCUGACCUCCUCACCAUCCACUUCCAAAUGUCCAGGAACAACGGCGGGGACGUGCAGUGUGUCACCUACCCCACCGGGAGCCCGGGCACUGCCUACGUCACCUUCGAGGAGGCAGGAGUUGUGGAGCGUGUUCUGAAGAAGGAUCAGCAUCUCCUGCAGGACAAGAGGCUGCCCAGGCCCUUCCCCCUGACAGUGACCCCCUACUGCCACAACUUCCAGGCCUUCCUCUGUGUCACAUCCACCCUCAACGUGGCUGUUUUCAGAGAUCACUUGGUUUUAGAGGAUUUGGUGGAAGAGAUGAAGAAGCAGAGCCCAGCUUUGAGUUUUGGGCCCUUGCAGCGUGACGGGCAGAUUGCUGUGCAAGGGUCCUUCCCAGCACUGCGAGUGCUGAGAGAUUUCCUCCUGCUGAAGGCAAAGUCCCUCUCAGAGGAGGACAAAAGAGAGGGCAAAUCCCACCAGAGACCGAGGAGGAAGCUGCAGGAGCACAGAGGUGCUGCAGAGAUGAGGAAUUCCACCCGGGAUGCUCACAGGGAAAAACAAGUGCUGGUUCUGGACACGGACAUCUAUCACUACAUGAAGUGCUUUCAUCUCAAGGCUCUCCAGGAAAAUGGUGUUGUCAUUUCUGGUGUCACUGAUGGUGACAUCACCACGGUGUGCAUUGAGAGUGCUGGCAGCAAGGCUGGUGCUGCACAGGGAUUAAGGGCCAAGAAAAUGAUUGAGAAUUACUCGGUGGAGCUGCAGAGGAUUCUGCGUAAGGAAAGGAUCUGCUUCAAGGAGCCCAGCAGGGCUGGGAGGCAGAGGCACAGGCAGCUCUGUGAAAAGCUGAAAGCACGCUACCCCGGGGUGCUGCUCAUCCCUUAUGACACCCACCUGGACCUUGUGGGCACCUCUGCAGAUGUUUUUGGGUUGGCAGAGGAGGUGAAGAGGCACUCCAGGUAGGGGUGAGGGUUCCUGUGGGUUGGGUUGCUCAGCCAGACUCUGCCUGUGGCCCUGUGGCACUGCAGGUCUGCUCUGUGGCCCUGGGAUGUCACUUUGUCCCACUCACAGGCUGGCAGCUCUGCAUGGGAGAGUGACCAAGCCUGGCCCCCCAAACCCCAAAUUAGGGUCAGAACAAAAAAUCAAUGACUUUGCAUCUUUCAUGAACUUGGGGAGCUGUUCUGCCCAGAAACAGCCACAUUUCUCUUGGUACCUCAGUGCAUUCUCAUCCCAGCUUGCUGUCAUGGAGUACAUGAUGAGAAAAGAGAUUUUAUUUAUUUUUUUUUUUAAGCUGGGUGUGCCAACCAUGUAGGAAACACUGCAGGGAAUUGUGUGGGAGGCUCUGUGAGGAGGUGACUGCAGCAGCCAGCAAUGGGGACCUUUUCUGGGCCUUUAUCUGCCUUGAGAAGAGAGCUGGGACACCUGGCAGGGCAAAAUGCACAUGGAAUGGACAGGCUUGGGAAAGCCUUGAUGAUUCUUCCCUGCAGGAAACAGGCAAGUUUGUUUUCAUAGGAGCAAUAAUGGGGUUUUUUCCAGCUGUAAAGGCUUCUGCAGCAUCUCUUGACAGCUCGUUAUUUAGACAUGAAAGUGUGUCCAGAGAUUUGAUGGGAAAAUGGGGGGGCAUUCAGACUUGGGAAUCAGAUUCUGUUUAUGCAAAUCUGUUUCUGUAUCCAUUGCAAGGGCACAAACGGGUUUUUUUUUAAACCAAUUUAGAAAAUAGCUUUUAUUUUGUGAUAUCUGUGUGUUUAGAAUAAUUUCUCAAAACAUCCAGAGCAGCUUUUCUGUCUGAUGUGCAGGGAAAGCUUUAAGGGUUUAUGCCAUUAAAGAAAAGUGUUGUCCAAAA